This is a messenger RNA of Belonocnema kinseyi, 5696 nucleotides long. Its product is annotated as myb-like protein X. Bases 34 to 5151 code for a protein of 1705 amino acids. NCBI's taxonomy places the organism in Eukaryota, Metazoa, Arthropoda, Insecta, Hymenoptera, Cynipidae. The transcript has 2 exons. The record is from RefSeq and is a predicted model, not a curated record.
CGAGAUGUCCGAGCUGGCUCGGAAACGAAAACAAUGACACCAGGGAGAUUCACUCGCAAAACAAGAGCUAGUUCUGUUAGCAUCUCGGAAGAUAAUUUGAAGGAUUCUUUGGCUUCUUGGAAGCCAUACGGGACUCCUUCUAGGAGUAACAGGCGUUUGUCGAUGUUGCCUUCUGAGCCUCCUGUCACAGAAGAAACUCAAGACAUAAAGGCAGAAAAUCGUAAAAGUAUGGAAAUACCUGUGAUCGAAAUAGAAGAUAAUACUGAUGAGGAAUCAUCAAAAGAAAAGGUGCCCGAAAAGAUUGAGUUUGCCGAUUCAGGAGGCCAGGUUGCAAUCGAUUCUGUCGAAGUUUCGUCCCCAGAUCGAAAAAUGUCUACUGACAGCAACACAUCUCCCGGAAAAAAUGGCUGUGACAAAAAUAAACUAACAAAUAACGGAAAUGAAAAUUGUCCCACUUCACCAGCUCAAACUCCGCGAACUUUCAAAUCCAAACAUAGAUCGCCGAUGCUCAUGCGGAGAGAAAGAGAAAUGGAAAAUAGUGGCACAUACGAGGAUUAUAUCUUCUCAGAAAAUGAGAAUGAAAGUGAGAAGAAAAAAAUAGAGACUGAUCGAAAUAGGCACAGUCUUAAAGAUUCUUCUGUGGAUACUCCCGUGAUCGUAAUUGACGAAGUUGAAAUGACUUCUCCAAGUGAAAAUUUAAAAUCCGAAGAAUUCUCUAUUUUAGUCGACAAAACUGCAACUGACCGUUGGAUUUCCGCUGAGAAGGAAAACAAGAAACCUGAAAAUCCGCGCGAAAAUGAUAGCGAUGAUGAAAUUGAUGUGUGUGAAUUAUCGCAGAAAGAGAAAAACGAAUUUUCGAAUCUUGGAAAUUUUUUGCUGGAUAAUAGUGCCCAAGAUUCGGGACUUGUUCGUAUGGAGAGCGAGGAAAGUGACGCGGAGAUCGAAGUCUGUGAUACGAAAUCGAUAGGAAAGGAAAAUAUUCACAAUCUAAAUGCUGUCGUUUUGUUGCAAGAUAUUUUAGUCGAUAUGAACCACACAGUUAUGAUUUCUUCUGUGAAGAAAAGCGAGGAAAAUUUGCAGAAUUUCACUCCGAAGAAGAGGCAGAGCCUCGUUGGUGUUGAAGUUAAUGGAGAAAUGAAGGAGGCGGAAGCAAGAGACGAGGUAGAAAAAGAAGAUUCCGAAAGUGGAGGAACGCGUGAAGAAAUCGAAGAUGUUUUAGAAAGCAAAGAUGAAGAAGUUCCAGUGAGAAAAGAUGAAACAAUAGUUUCUAAAUCGGAAGAAACAAAAGCAAGCGAUGAAUUUACAAAUCUAGAGGAUGACAUCGACCUUACGAUUGAAGAAGAAACCGAGAGAAGAGGUUCGUCUGUCGAAAAAGAAAGAACAAAAUCAUUUUCUAGUCAAGAAGUUGAAAAUUUUCCUAUGGAAAGAGCUACAGGAAAUUUUGAAGAAAUAAUGAAAAUUGAUGUCAAAGAAUCUGAAGAGAAAAAUAAGUCUGACGCGCAGAAUGAGGAAUCUCGAGAAAAACUAGAAAUUCCAACAAAAACACCCGAAUCAUCUCCCGUGAAGAUAUCAGAAUCUUCCGUAAAAACUCCUCCAGUGCUAAAAAAAUCAGUAACAGAAAGGCCUUGGCAAGAAAUAUCAGAAAAAUUAUCUGAAGAAGAAAAUGUAAGCUCUCCUUCUAAAACUUCCUCUAACCGCAAAGAUACAAUUAUUUGCGAUCCACUUUCAUUAAAAAGUCUUCAGACAACUUCUAAUAAAAAUUCUCCGCUCAAGAGAUGUACUGUUACGAUUUCACCGAUGAAGUUGGAAAAAAGUGUGGGAACUCCGGAUGUUUCUUCCAAAUCUGGAAUAAGUAGUGACAAGAAAAAAUCUGAACUUGAAACUUUUAAGGCCUCGGCAGAAUUUUCUGCUGAAGAGAAUCCUGUAAGUUUGAGUCUUCAAUUUGAAUUCGAAUCAGAGAAUGGAACAACAGGUGUUGCUUCCGCGUUGAAAAUAAAUAGCGAUGAUGUAAAAUCUGAAGUUGAGGUCAAAGAAGAUGAGAAGAGUUCUGAAAAUCUGAAUCUUGGGUGCGAAUUAAAAACGGAAACUUUAGCGUUUUUAUCACAAUCUCCGAAAACGAAGAGUCCUGAAAAAUCUGAAAAUCAAACCAGCGAAAAGGAAGAUUCUGAUAUUGUGAUUGAAUCGGAAAGUAAAAGUUCCAACGAAUCCGAAAAUAAAACUGCAGAUGUUGAGAUGAAAGAUUUGAGUCUUCGCUCUGAAAGAAAGACGAGCGAAUCACAAAAUGAAAUCUCAGAUUUUGCUUCGAAAUCAUUAAAAAACAUCGAAGACGAAGAUUCAGAUCUCGAGCUGAAAGACGAACCCUUAAAUCCUUUGUCAGAAUCUCCCAAAAAGAAGAAUCCUGAAAAAUCUGAAAAUCAAUCCUCAAUUGUGUCUUUAGAAUUAGGGAAAAUUAGCGAGAAGGAAGAUUCAGACUCUGCGAUUGAAGACGAGAACUCGAAGAAAGAAGUUGCAAAAGAAAAAAGGCCUAAAAAGUUGAGUAAAAGGGUCAAAGAAAAAUCAGUUUCGCCCCUAAAGCGACUGAGCAAUGGAUCUGUCGACAAAAAUCUUUCGGAAUUUCAGUUAGGGUAUCGUGAUGAUGAAAGCGAAUCCACUGAUGAAGAAAUCGAGGCUCUAGAAACAUUCGAGAAAAUAAAGGCUCUCCAGUUGAAAGAGAGAGAGGCUGUCAAAUUGAAAGAGGAAUUAGCGGCACUAAUAUUGAAAAAUGAAUCGGAGAUUCUUAAAUUAAAAGAAGAAAUGGAGACUUCUAAGUCAAAGGAAGGACUGAAGAUUCCAAAUUCUGAGGAAUUCGAGCCUGUAAAAGUGAAGGACGUAGAUUUUGAAACUUUCAUGUCUUCCGCACCGGAAAAUAGAGGAUCUUCUAUUGUUGCAGGAUCACCGAGGAAGCAGACGGACGAAAAAGAAGAGGAACUUGAAAGUCUUUUCAAGGACAUCACCGAGGAGGAAUUCACUUCCUCGCGGCGGGCCAAAAACCCCGUGAAUCCGGAAGAGGAAUCUGAGGAUAUCGUUCUGCUCGACGAGGAAGACGCUGAAGAAGAAGAAGAAGUUUCUAAACCUUUGGAAAGUAGAGAAACAUUUGACGACUCUUCUAUUUUGAUUUUAGAUCACGAUAGACUGUCAGAUUCUAGAAAUCGGGGUAAGAGAUUGUCUGUGGAAUUUAUGAAACAUAUUCGCCACUCGCCGAAAAAGGAUGAAAAUUUAGAAAACGAGACUUUACGUUCCCCAUUGAUAAAUCAAAGUACGGAAAAUCGAAGAAACUCGAAAUCUGAGGGAAGUUCGGACGGUGGGAAAAGAAGUAAUGGUCCAGUAGUGAGGAAAAUUGAGAUCCUGAAAACCGUAAUUCCGCUUCAAACAUUAAAAUGCGGUGAGAGGAAAGCAGAGACAGAAGUUGAAAGGGCAGAAAUAGAAGAGGAAGAAGAGGUUGAGGAAAAGGGGAAGAAAGAGAGGAAGAUUUUGAAUCUGUCUGCCGGAAAUCUUAAGAUUCUUCCUGCAUUUUUAAAUAAUUCGACCAGUAGCGAGGAGGAAGAUACCGACUUUUCUAUUGAUACUGAUGCAGCAAUGGAAUAUAAUUUACCAGGACACAAAAUUUCCCAUGUGGAUGAUGUUACCGGGGACGAGUGCCGAAAUUCAGAAACUGAAGAUUUCAGUUCGGAUUCGGACGAUCAGGGUUCAUUGGUGGAUUUCAUUGUUAACGAUGAUGCGAAUCCUGAAGUUGAGGAAACUGCCGAUUUAGAACUGGAAACGAGAGAGGAAAAUAUAAAAAUUAAGAAGAAGAAGAAGAACCAAAAGAACAGAAAUAAGGAAGAGUCUGAAAUUAAUCCAAUGAUAGAGGAAAAGGACGAGAAUUUACCGAAGAAAAAGAAAAAGCAGAAAAAACAUAAGAGCAAGACGGAAAUAGAACCGGAAGUAGAGGUAGAGAAAAAGAAGAAGAAGAAGAAUCGAAAGCGCGAGGAUAAAGAGGAGGAGAAAGUGGAAAGUGAGAUUCAGAUUAAAGUUAAAUCUAAAAAAGAAAAGAAAAUGAAGAGAGUUCUUCCUGACGUGCCUGAUGAGAUAAUAGAACUGGAAGUGCCGAAGAAGAAAAAGAAACGGGAUAAAGUUCUGUCUGAAGUAACUGAAGAGAAUGUUACGGAGAAAAGAAAGAAGAAAAAGGCAUCAAAAGAUGAAGAGUUUAUAAGUUAUGAAGCUAAAAAGGAGAAAAAGAAGAAGAAGAAAGAUGUGAGUGAAGAAAUACCGCAAGUCGAAGAAGAACAAGUGCAACCAAAAAAGAAGAAGAAAAAGAAAACGACAGAAGUCGAAAAGUUUCCUUCUGUGAUACCUCAAUUUGAUUUACCAGCGUCGAGUGAAGAGUCCGAUAAAAAGAAGAAGAAAAAGAGAAGAAAGGACAAAUCUGAAGUUGAAGUUCCCGAAUUGAAGUUGCAACUUUCUGAACCAAAGAGGAAGCACAAAAAGUUAGCUCAUGACGAACUCUUAGAGUUUAGAAAUCAAGAGAGAGACAUCAAAGAACAGGAAAUGAAGAUUCGAGACCAAGAAAGAAUAAUUAAAAAGCAGGAAAUUAUAUUUAAAGGUAAAGAAAAAAUUAUUCAGGAUCGGGAGAGAGAAAUCAAAAAUCAAGAAAGAGAAACUCUGAAAGAGAAGAAAAAGAAGUCUAAAAGUAUUAAAAGACUACCUGAAGAAGUUCUUGAUAGUCUUUCGGAUCUUCCUCCAGAACGUAAAAAACAAAAACUAUCAAAUGUAGAUUGCACUCAUGCGAGCAAAAAAUUGAAGCCAUCUUUGUCGAUGAUUGAUAAAAAGUGCCGGAAAAUUCCGUAUCUUGUGGAGGAGAGCGAGAGUCCAGAAAUUUCACAUUGUGGAGCAACUAGUGAAUUUGUGGCUCGCGAAAUUCCGGCCAGCAAACUCGCGCCGAAGAAGAUUGCGGUGUUGAAUAUUAGAGAUAAUUUACUGAAAAGAAGACGUCAUGGAUUUACUUUCGUUAGUCAGGUGCAAAAUCGGAUGAAAAAGCAUCUGGCCGAUGAGGAAAACAUGACUGAAGACACCAUAAGACUGGAGAAAAGUAAUAAAUUCCCUAAAAAUCUGAAAAAAGCAAAUAAAAAGUAAUUAAUUUUAGUAAUUUAAAUCAAAGCUCACAUUCAUUGAGAAUCAAUUCGAGCAUGGUAAAUCAAUUUGGUACAUUUUACAUUUGAAUUAUUUUUCUUGACAAUAUUUAUUAUCCUGAUAAUAAAAACUGAUACUUGUACUUAUUGUCAAUUGUUGGAAUCGCCUGAUAUAUUAAGAAUGGGUAAUAACUCAGGGUUGUUUACUUUAACUUUGGAAGGUUGUUAAUUUUGUGUUUUUUUCUGAGAUUUUCAAGAGUACUGAUGAUAGGAUUUAUCUACGUUUAAGGGGAUAAAUGCUGCAACUUAGUUGCUUCAAGUUUUUAUGUAUUAAGAAUAAAUAAGAGCCAUUUAUGAGAAUAGAUUUUGCUAUUUGCAAGAAGAAAAGCGUACGAACGUUGACGGAUUUUCGUAGCUUGAGUGCUGAUAAGAUGUAUGAUAAUGUAAAAUACUUUUGUCAUUUAAGCUAGGCAUUUCGUCUAUAUUUCCAAUGUUUCGAAGCAAGGACCAUUUUUUGUAAAAAUAUUUAAUACAUGUGCCAUCAUAUUA